Meira miltonrushii is the source of this 755-nucleotide messenger RNA. RefSeq lists its product as uncharacterized. The coding region runs from base 147 to 599 and encodes 150 amino acids. The record is from RefSeq and is a predicted model, not a curated record. NCBI's taxonomy places the organism in Eukaryota, Fungi, Basidiomycota, Exobasidiomycetes, Exobasidiales, Brachybasidiaceae. The transcript has a single exon.
UCUUGAGAUUGGAUGCUCCGAAAUUUUUGAGUCGCGGUUUGUUUCCUGCCUGAAGCCACAUUCUCUGAACAAUUAAAGAAGAAGUUUAAUCUGGAUCUUGUUCUGUUUCCCUCUCUGCCAUCAAGGAUUGAUCAAUUCGACUGAAGAUGGUUAAAAUGGCAGCUAGCUUUCCAGCUUUUCUCUUCGCCACAUUCGCUGCUUUACAGCUGUGCACGAUUGUGGAAGGUGGCGUGUUGCGACUCGACAAACAGCAGAUCAAUCCUGUGAGACACGAAUACGAACCUGGACUCAGUGCAGAAGCACGAGUAGCUAUUCACAGAGCCAAUAAACCACGAGAGCAUACACCAAACCGUCAAAGAAUUCCACAAGAAAAGUUGAAAGAAUAUGAUCAUCACAGAAAUGAAGAACAUAAAGCGACUCAAAAUAUGCAUCUAAGUGAUCGUGCUUUACGUGUGGCAAGAGAAAGCUUUUCAGGCGCAAAAUUAAAAGAAAAUGAAGACAGAAUCUAUUCCUCAAGGAAAAGGUUACAUGAACAAGUUUAUUUUCAUGGCAAAGCGGCUGAUGCUAUGGUAAGGGAAGCAACAGGACAAAAACAUUAAUCGUUACAGGACUGCACCGAGUAAGUGGCUUUCAAGGAAGGAUACACCGAUAGGUACAGUUUCGUAUUUGGCUGCUCAUGUCUCUAAUUGAUGGAUAAAACCGAAUCGCUGUGGUUGGGGGCGCUUUGGUUUAUGGAAGUUGCAUUUGUCGUGUAA